AUGCGCGGCGCGCUGAGGUGUAGUGCCACUGUUCGCCAUCCUCGAUUGUUACGGCCAUUGGCGGAUGGCGGCAGAUUUGCGAGGACGCUUCGGACGAGCGCAACACCGCAGGCCUUGAGAACAGGCUUAUAUUACCGGCAAACACAGCAAGCCCUUACGAUCCAAGGCGCCAACCUAUCGACGUCAUGUUUAAAUCGAUCGCGAUCGAUGGCAACAGUAGUCGAUGCUGAACCUGUACAUGGCGGAGGUCCAAUUCCAGAGUAUGACAGAAGAGUACAGGCGGGCAGAUUGCGAAACGAUGAACACCAAAGAGGUGAGGAUGUCGGAAUCCAGUCAGGAACAGAAAUAUGACGCCCCACCUGUCCAGCACCCCAGCAUCGAAUCCCUCAAGCCCUCGAAGAAGUCAAUAUUCUCGUCGCUUUUCGGCGCAGGCGGCAGCAGGUCGGCUACUGGGGACAUCCCUAACAACCUUCCGAGGGGCUUGUAUCUCUAUGGUGACGUGGGUUGUGGCAAGACCAUGUUGAUGGAUCUGUUAUACGAAACUCUGCCUCCAUCUGUCAAGUCAAAAAGUCGAAUUCAUUUCAACAACUUCAUGCAAGAUGUACAUAAGCGACUUCAUAGAUUCAAAAUGGAGCAUGGAAACGACAUUGACGGGGUACCAUACAUCGCGGCCGACAUUGCUCAGCAGGCAAAUGUGCUCUGUUUCGAUGAAUUCCAGUGCACAGAUGUAGCAGAUGCAAUGAUUUUGAGACGACUGCUUGAAUCUCUCAUGGCAAACGGUGUGGUCCUGGUAACAACUUCCAACAGACACCCCGACGAGCUGUACAAGAACGGUGUCCAGCGAGAGUCAUUCAUCCCCGCCAUCGAACUUCUCAAGAAUCGCUUGCAUGUCAUAAAUCUCGACUCGCCAACCGAUUACCGAAAGAUCCCUCGACCUCCAUCUGGUGUAUAUCACACGUCACUCGACAGCCAUGCGCAUGCGCACGCAGAGAAAUGGUUCCGGUUCCUCGGCGAUCCUGAACAGCCUGAACCUCGACCCGAGACGCAAAAGGUCUGGGGUCGUGAGAUUUAUGUUCCUCGAGUCAGCGGACGAGCGGCAUGGUUCACCUUCGAUGAAUUGAUUCGACAACCAAAAUCUGCCGCUGAUUUCAUUGAGCUGGUUCGGGCUUACGAGGCAUUCAUUGUAACCGAUAUUCCCGCAAUGACUCACCAGCAGCGAGAUCUCGCGCGUCGCUUCAUCACAUUCAUCGAUGUCGUGUAUGAGGGCAACGCCAAGCUUGUCCUUACUACAGAAAAGCCCCUCUCAGAACUCUUUGUCUCCCGAGAUGAGAUCGCUGAAAGCCUCAUGAAUCAGGGCGUGAAGCACGAGCACGCGGAGGAUGCUGCUGCCAACCAUGACCUGGUACACAGCGUUGACAAGCUCAAAGACUCAAAUCUCUUUGCUAGUUCUGAGGAAGCAUUCGCAUUUGCUCGUGCGCUAAGUCGACUGCGGCAUAUGGAGAGUAAAGAAUGGGUAGAAAGGGGAAUGGGUCUUGAAGCUCAAGGCGGAAAGCGAGAAGUCGACAGAUGGAAGAUUCCAUGUGAAGAGGAAGAGGAAGAGGAAGAGGAAGAGGAAGAGGAAGAGGAAGAGGAAGAGGAAGAGGAAGAGGAAGAGGAAGAGGAAGAGGAAGAGGAAGAGGAAGAGGAAGAGGAAGAGGAAGAGGAAGAGGAAGAGGAAGAGGAAGAGGCGAAGCGAGCGUUUGCCUGGUCUUGUACUUAUAACUGUAUGAUGACGCCUGUUGAACCGAGCAGUUUGGAUUCACACAUGAGCAUAUUUGCCUUCUAUAUAUAG
This is a messenger RNA of Fusarium odoratissimum NRRL 54006, 1831 nucleotides long. RefSeq lists its product as uncharacterized. Bases 224 to 1831 code for a protein of 535 amino acids. Gene Ontology annotation, biological process: protein quality control for misfolded or incompletely synthesized proteins. The transcript has 5 exons. NCBI's taxonomy places the organism in Eukaryota, Fungi, Ascomycota, Sordariomycetes, Hypocreales, Nectriaceae. Gene Ontology annotation, molecular function: ATP hydrolysis activity; ATP binding. Gene Ontology annotation, cellular component: mitochondrion; cytoplasm. The record is from RefSeq and is a predicted model, not a curated record.